Coffea eugenioides is the source of this 3456-nucleotide messenger RNA. RefSeq lists its product as uncharacterized. Lineage: Eukaryota; Viridiplantae; Streptophyta; Magnoliopsida; Gentianales; Rubiaceae. The record is from RefSeq and is a predicted model, not a curated record. Bases 1 to 3456 code for a protein of 1151 amino acids. Gene Ontology annotation, biological process: DNA integration. Gene Ontology annotation, molecular function: nucleic acid binding; RNA-DNA hybrid ribonuclease activity. The transcript has a single exon.
AUGCACUAUGGAGACUUAUUCAAUGUAAGAAUUGAAACUAUUUUUGAAGAACAGGAUCAAGAAAGUACGGCUUCCUGUCAUCAUAUCACGAUCAGUGAUCUUGAAGAAGAAGAAGAAGAUGCAGAUGACGCUCCCGCUGAAUUUGAACAGGGAGUAGAAAAUACAGUCGAUGCGCUAAAAGAGAUUAAUCUUGGCACAAGCGACGACCCUCGCCCAAUUUACAUAAGUUCCUGUAUGACCCCUGAAGAAGAGAAAGAGUAUGUUGAUUUGCUGCUCGAGUUCAAAGAUGUCUUUGCUUGGAAUUACUCAGAAAUGCCUGGCUUAGAUCCAAGAGUCGUUGUUCAUAACUUAUCGGUCAAGCGAGGAACAAAACCUGUCAAGCAAACUCAGAGACGUUUUCGACCCGAAUUGAUUCCUUUGAUAGAAAAUGAGAUAAAUAGACUGAUUGAAGCUGGGUUCAUCCGAGAAGUGAAAUAUCCAACAUGGAUUUCGAGCAUUGUCCCUGUGAGGAAGAAGAAUGGACAAAUCCGAAUUUGUGUUGAUUUUCGAGACUUAAAUGAGGCUUGCCCCAAAGAUGAUUUUCCACUCCCCAUCACAGAAUUGACGGUAGAUGCUACGACCGGGCACGAAGCACUAUCUUUUCUCGACGGAUCAUCUGGCUACAAUCAAAUACGUAUGGCGCCUGAGCAUGAGGAGCUCACUGCCUUCCGCACCCCCAAGGGAAUUUAUUGCUAUAAAGUGAUGCCGUUUGGCUUGAAAAAUGCUGGAGCGACAUAUCAAAGGGCAAUGCAAAGAAUUUUUUAUGAUAUGCUCCAUAAAAAUGUGGAGUGCUACGUCGAUGAUCUUGUGGUGAAAUCAAAGAAGCGGGAAGACCAUAUUCAAGACCUUCGAAAAGUUUUUCAACGCCUUCGGAGAUACCAACUGAAGAUGAAUCCUUUGAAGUGUGCAUUCGGAGUUACUUCUGGCAAGUUUCUCGGCUUCAUCGUUCAUCGACGGGGUAUAGAGGUCGAUCGAUCUAAAAUCGAUGCCAUUGUGAGCAUGCCUGAACCGAGAAAUAUUCAUGAAUUGAAAAGCCUUCAAGGAAAGUUGGCAUAUAUCCGGAGGUUUAUCUCUAAUUUGGCCGGACGAUGCCAACCCUUCAGUCGACUGAUGAAGAAAGGGGUGCCCUUCGAGUGGGAUGAAUCGUGUAGGAAUGCCUUUACAAGCAUCAAAAUGUAUCUCAUGAGUCCUCCAGUUUUGGCUGCACCCAUCCCAGGAAAACCAUUGGUUCUUUAUAUUUCCGCUCAAGAACGGUCGGUUGGGGCCUUACUUGCUCAAGAAAAUGAUAAAGGUAAGGAGAAUGCGCUGUAUUACUUGAGUCGGAUGAUGACACCUAAUGAGUUGAAUUACUCUCCCAUCGAGAAGUUGUGUUUGGCACUUGUAUUUGUCAUUCAGAAGUUAAAACAUUAUUUUCAAGCACACACUAUUCGGCUCAUAUCUAAGUCUAAUCCCAUUAAAUACGUCAUGGCAAAACCUGUAUUGUCUGAUCGACUCGCGAGAUGGUACCUCCAGUUUCAACAAUUCGAGAUUAUUUACGUACCUGCGAAGGCAGUCAAAGGACAAAUAUUGGCAGACUUUUUAGCCGAUCAUCCCAUACCUGCCGAGUGGGAGUUGACUGAUGAGCUCCCCGAUGAAGAAGUGUUUAUGGUCGAAUCGCCAUGGUCGAUGUAUUUCGAUGGAGCUGCUCACCGUGAUGGAGCUGGCGCGGGAGUUGUCUUUUAUACUCCUGAAGCAGAUAUAUUACCAUACUCGUUCACUUUAACACGCCGGUGUUCAAACAAUGUGGCUGAAUAUCAGGCGUUAAUUCUCGGUCUUGAAACGGCUGUAGACAUGAAGCAGUUGCAUCUUAGAGUCUAUGGUGAUUCAAAAUUGGUGGUAAAUCAGCUUCUUGGUAUUUAUGAUGUCAAAAAACCUGAAUUGAUCCCAUAUUAUAAGUAUGCAAAACAACUCAUGGGAUAUUUAGAUAGUGUCACUAUAGAACAUAUCCCUAGAAAUUUCAACCAACAAGCUGACUCUCUGGCAAGGGUGGCGUCCAUGAUCACCCUACCUUCCCAUCAAAAUCAAAUUUCAAUAUGUCAAAACUGGGUCAUACCUCCGAUGUUUGAUGAAGAGGAUGAUGGUGAGGGAGAGAAUACUUAUCAUAUUUUUGUCCAUGAGGUUGAAAAGGAGGAUUGGCGUCACCCCAUCAUUGAUUACCUUAAUCAUGGGAAGUUACCAGAAGAUUCUAAGAAAAGGGUUGAUAUACGCCGUCGAGCACCACGUUUUAUUCACUACAAAGGGACGCUUUACCGAAGGUCAUUCGAUGGGGUGUUUCUACGAUGUCUUGGAGAAGACGAGGCCACGCAAGCAAUGGAGGAGGCUCAUUCUGGGAUAUGCGGUGCUCACCAGUCUGGCCCGAAAUUACACUUUCGCAUUAAGAGAAUGGGAUAUUAUUGGCCAACAAUGGUGAAGGAUUGCAUUGACUUUGCUAGAAGAUGUCAAGCAUGUCAAUUCCAUGGCAAUUUCAUCCAUCAACCUCCUGAACCAUUGCACCCAACUGUGGCUUCUUGGCCGUUUGAUGCUUGGGGUUUGGAUAUAGUUGGACCACUUCCAAAGUCUUCUGGCGGACACAUUUUCAUUUUGGCGGCGACAGAUUACUUUUCAAAGUGGGCUGAAGCAGUUCCUCUAAGAGAGGUCAAAAAGGAGAAUGUAGUGGAUUUCAUUCGCUUGCACAUCAUUUAUCGGUAUGGAGUCCCGCGGUACAUCAUCACCGAUAAUGGUAAGCCUUUUUGCAAUGUAGCAAUGAACAAACUUUGCGAAAAGUUUCAUUUCAAACAAUACAAUUCGCCCAAGUACUACGCUGCUGCAAAUGGACUCGCUGAAGCAUUCAACAAGACCUUAUGUAAUCUGUUGAAGAAAAUCGUGGAUAAAUCGAGAAGAGAUUGGCAUCUUCGAAUUGGAGAAGCACUUUGGGCAUACCGAACUACUUUUCGAACUCCCACGCAAGCGACCCCAUAUGCGCUUGUUUACGGCGUUGAAGCUGUUCUUCCACUUGAGUGUCAAAUACCUUCGCUAAGAAUUGCGAUUCAAGAAGGGCUCAGUGAAGAAGAUAAUGUUCGUCUUCGUCUUGAGGAGUUAGAAGCACUUGACGAAAAGAGAUUGGAAGCUCUGCAACGGAUCGAGUGCUAUCAGGCUCACCUUUCAAAAGCAUUUAAUAAGCGCGUCCGACCUCGCUCUUUCCAAAUUGGAGAGUUAGUACUCGCUGUUCGGAGACCGAUCAUUCUCAUUCAUGGCGGCCAAAGAAAGUUUACUCCUAAGUGGGAUGGUCCAUAUGUCGUUCGAGAGGUAUAUACAAAUGGUUCAUACAAGUUGGUUGCUGAAGAUGGAUUAAGGGUUGGCCCCAUCAAUGGCAAGUACCUAAAAAGGUACUAUGCGUAA